AUUGCGCGGGGCUACCAACCUGGAAGCGAAAAGUUGCCACGGACUGUACGUCCAGGGGGCGAAGGCGAGUGAUUGACAGAUACUGGCUGUCACUCAUCUGGGGUUCGGCGGGGGAUCAAAGGCGACGACAGCCCCUGGCGGCAGCUGCCAUCGGCUUUGCCCACCGUCUCUGAAUAGGCGCAGUGUUUGCAAACACCUCCGGGCUUCCCCUGCCCAUAACAGUUCGCCACCAGAAAACAGCAACGUUCAGGAGAGCUGCUAAAGUCAUGACUUCAAAAGUACAGUUGCUGUGCUGGGGUCAUGCUAGUCUGGGGCAGCUUGGUUUGGGUGAGGGACAUGAAAACAUAGUCAUCCAGCCCAGGACCUCCUCAUUCUUCAGCAGCAAAUCUGUGCGGGAAGUGGCCUGUGGGCGAUACCAUACUGCUUUCGUUCUGCAAGACGGAAGUGUCUACACAUGUGGCUCUAACAUCUGGGGACAGCUGGGCCAUGAGAAGUCAGGGUAUAGUCCAGAACAGGUUACUGCACUAGAUGCCCAGACGAUUGUUCACACAGCCUGUGGAGAAGCCCACACUGUGGCUGUCAACGACCAGGGUCAAGUCUUUGCAUGGGGAGCAGGAAAGGACGGUCAGCUGGGAAUCAAUUCCACAGAAGAGACAGUCCGGAUACCAAGGUUAGUCCGGACACUGACUGGACACAUUGUCAUCCAGGUCACAUGUGGAAGCUGGCACUGCCUGGCUCUUACCAGAGACAGUCAGCUGUUUUCCUGGGGUCAGAACUCCCACGGCCAGCUGGGUUUAGGGAAGGGAUUUCCCUCCCAGUCCAGUCCCCAGUGUGUGAAGUCUCUCUCUGGAAUUCCUCUGUCUCAGGUCGCGACAGGAGGAACACACAGCUUCACUCUGUCCCUCUCGGGGGCUGUGUUUGGCUGGGGCAGGAACAACUGUGGUCAGCUUGGACUCAAUGACAACAAAGAUCGAGAUGUCCCUAAUCAUGUGAAGUUCCUGCGGAGCCAGAAAAUAGUUUACAUAAGUUGUGGCGAAGAGCACACUGCAGCUCUAACUAAGAAUGGAGGCGUUUUUACAUUCGGAGCUGGCCUUUGUGGACAGCUAGGCCACAACUUCAGAAAUAAUGAGAUUAACCCCCGCAGAGUCCAAGAGUUGAUGGGAAGUGAAGUCUCCCAAAUAAGCUGCGGCAGCUUUCUCCACUGUCAGGCUGAGGCCAAAUGCACGCUGGAGGAAUGGCUUUACCUGGCUGGUUUACACCCUGAUGGCGUGAACAUUGAAUUCUCCAAUUUCAGGCAGCACACACUUGCCUUUGUCCCUUCUUCUGGGCUAAUCUAUGCCUUUGGACGUGGCAACAAAGGUCAGCUCGGAUCUGGACACGUGGUUAAUGCUCAGGUUCCAUAUCGAGUGGCUGGGAACUGGGUAACUCAUAAGCACAAGGUGCAUCCCAAUGACCAGUCGAAUUACUGCGUACUGAAACAGGUCUCCUGUGGAGGUGAUCAGAGCUUUGCCCUCUUCUUUCACCACGAGAACUCACAAAUCCCAGAUGACUUCCGCUGUUUGGAUCCUUUAAGGCAUGUCAGGAUCAUUAACAAUAGCAAUAAUAAGUGGCUACUCAGCCUUUCAGGGAAGGAUGUGCUUAAUGAAUUGAAUGUGAUAUUUUCUUCACCUGGAUGUCUGAACGGCAGUUUUCUUAACCACCAAAAUGACGAGCAUUUCAAAACCAGCUCUCGAAACCCUGGCAUUGACUUGAAUGCAGUCAGGUUAUUUUUUGAGAACAUGGUGAAGUCUCCAUAUUGCAAGUUGCUCCAACAGGUAUCUGCGACUGUAGAGAAUCGUCUCAUAUCCCAGUUACCAACUUCACCGCCUGACGUUGAGGCCAUGAGAGCCUUUUUGAUAUUACCAAUGUUUCCUCUUUUCCAAGAGUCCAAGAAUUAUUUGACCUUUGCACUUCCCUUUGCCACUGCCAUUCUCCAUCUGGAUGCCAACCCAAGCAAAGUAUUGGAUAACUGGUGGUGUUGGGUGAGUGCUGGCUAUUUUAGCCGAUUGGUGGAGCUCUAUAAAGAUGCAGUGGUGUACCUGCUGACCAGAAUGAGAACUGCCCUGUUGGCACCUUCAUUUUGCCAUUAUAUCAAUGAUGCACUUCGAGUUUUGGAAAAACUGCACAAGGUUAAUACAGUCGCUAACCAUGUUGACUAUGAUGUGUUUUACAUCCAUGAACUCAACAAUUUGGUCAACAUUGAAUCUGAUUAUCUAUACUGGGCAUCUCAACAUGCUGGAAUUAAAAUCCAACCAGCUAUUGCAGAGGUCCCUGUUGCUUUUUGCACCUAUCCCUUUGUUUUGAAUGCUCAGGCAAAGACAAAGAUGUUACAGACUGAUGCUGCCUUACAGAUGCAGAUUGCAGUGAACAGGACCAGUCUGGAGAAUAUCUUCAUGUUACUCACAAUGGGGCCAUUUCUGACCAGUAGCCCCUUCCUCAUUCUGCAUGUUCAGCGGGAUAACCUGGUCAGCGAUGCACUGAGAGAGCUGAGUAUUCAUUCAGAUGUGGAUUUGAAAAAGCCUUUGAAGGUGGUGUUUCUGGGUGAGGAAGCAGUGGAUGACGGAGGGGUGACGAAGGAAUUCUUCCUGCUGCUCCUCAAGGAGCUGCUGGAUCCCAAGUAUGGAAUGUUUACCUACUACGAGCAGUCCAGACUUCUGUGGUUCUCCGAGAAAACGUUUGUGGAGUUGAACUGGUUCCACCUGAUUGGGAUCCUAUGUGGCCUGGCCAUUUAUAAUUUCACGGUAGUAGACCUUCACUUUCCACUUGUGCUGUAUAAAAAAUUGCUGAAUGUGCCACCUUCCCUGGAGGACCUGAAAGAGCUGUCCCCCACAGAGGCCAGGAGCUUGCAGGAACUGUUGGAUUACCCCGGUGAUGAUGUUGAGGAAACUUUCUGUCUCACAUUUGCGACUCUUCGAGAAAACUACGGAGUUACAGAGCUGCAGGAAUUGGUUCCAGGAGGUAAAAGUCUACCCGUGAAGAAAGAGAACAGGAAGGAAUUUGUUCAAGCCUACGUGGAGUACAUCUUCAACACCUCUGUCCAGGAGCUAUUCUCAGCUUUCUCCAGUGGUUUUCUAAAGGUCUGUGGAGGGAAGGUUCUGCAACUCUUCCAACCCAGUGAGCUGAUGGCCAUGGUGGUAGGAAACACCAGCUACAACUGGAAAGAGCUGGAGAUGAGUGCAAUAUACAAAGCUGAUUACCAUCCUGCACAUCCGACUAUAAAAUUAUUUUGGGAGGUUUUCCAUGAGUUUCCGUUGGAAAAAAAGAAGCUUUUUCUGUUGUUUCUGACUGGCAGUGACCGCAUUCCCAUUUAUGGAAUGGCAAGUAUCCGGAUGACCAUUCAGCCAACAGCUGGAGGAGACCGCUACCUCCCGGUGGCUCACACCUGCUACAACCUCCUGGAUCUCCCCAAGUACCAGAGUAAAGCAAUACUGAGCAGCAAACUCACUCAGGCCAUAGACCAUCAUGAGGGUUUUAGCUUGGUAUGAGAGGAGUUCAUUAUUUUCCUGUUCUGUACAAGGGUAUAUAUCGAUUCAAUAAGCACUUUAUUAUUAGAGACUAUUUUGCAAAAUUCAGUCUCAUUCCUUCUUGUUUUAAAAGAUUAUUUUAUAAUAUCAUCAUUUGGCUGUAAGGCUAUGUUUAAAACACCUCUUUUUUUUCCAAUGCUGCAGAGUACAUACUUUCAGCAUUAAUUUCAGUUGGAACAUUGCCAGUUUUACUCGAUGUAUGGAAUGUGGAGAAUUGAUUGGAUGUUUGGCUUGUCAGUCUCACAAGUUUUAAUGAUGCUUCCUUGAGUUGUUGGACUCUCUAAAUGGUACACAACCAAAGAAUGGCCUUGAAUGUUAAUGGCGCUUGCCUACUUUUUUUGAAAAUCUGAACACUUGCUACAAGUCAAAAGUGCAGUUGGUGAUGGCCAAAAUAUACAGAAAGCAAGAGUUACACAGUGGUUCAGACAACAUCUAUGGAGGGAAAUGGGCAAUGGACGUUUCUGGUUGAGACCUUUCAUCCAGAUUGAAAGAUCGAGAAGAGGUUGCCAUGCAACUCAAAAUGUCGACUGUCCAUUUCCCUUCACAGGUGCUGCCUUACCUGCUGAGUUCUUCCAACUUUUUGUGUGUUGCUCCAGAUUCCAGCAUCUGCAGCCUCUCCUUUUAAAAGUGGCACAAAUAUAGGUGCCCUGGGACCAUGCCUGAUAACUACUGCGAGGUAGGCCCUUUGUAUAUGGACUUAAGUGCACUUUUGAGGUGGACAGAGAAUGAGGCUGACUUGAGCCGGUGCAGAGGCCUGUGGAUGUUAUCGUCAACAGCUUGGUUAGCUAAAGGCUGGCCUGACUGUGAAGGAAGAGAGAACUGCCUGACCCUCGCAUACAAUGCCACUGCUCAUCACCGAUAUGCAACUUCAUAACCCCGAGCUCCUGCUCCUUUGCUGAGUAUCUGUCAUGUCUUAGAGCAGUGUGGCUCAUUUGAAUGUGAUUGUCGCCCCAGUCUCGAGACCACCUCGGACCCACCUUCGCAGGCCGCAGGGUAGUAGACACGCAAUAUCUGGACUUGGGCGCUGGUGGUUCCAGGAGUGGGGUGCCGGGAUGUCUCAGGGAGUUACAGCCUCUCACCUCUGCACCACACCUAGUGCCAGGGCAGAGAGUGAUGAAGAAAAUGCACGAAAAGCGGUGGGUUUCCGCUUCCCUGUAUCACCUCAGUUUCUUGUAGCCACACAUUGCACUCGGUCUCCAAGAACCAAUUCCAUUCCCCAUGUACUGCACCAGACCAUCAAAAGAUUUCUCAUCAUUGCAUUUAAAGUGCAGCUUUUAACUAAGCGCUGUGGAAUUCUUAAUUGUAAAGGGAAAAUAUCUAUGUGAACACAAUAUAAUAAGCUGCCUUUAUUCUGUUUUCAUGGUGUAACAAAUGCUUUUUGAGUACAACGUAAUAGCUGCAUUAAGAGCAUGUUUGGAACUCUGUCCUAUAUUACAAUGAAAUAGUAUCUGAUGCAGCUAAUUACAGCCUCACUGAAAUCUUUGCAAAAUAUGUUCAGUGUUUGUACAGAUCUUUUAGUUAGAGAGGACUUGAGUAGAAUUGUGACUUAUUUCUGUCUUUCAUGGCCAGACUAGUUACUGUUUCUUUCUACUUUCUGAUUUUCCACAAGAUAAAGCUCCUGAUUAAAAUCCGGCUGUCAGUGUGUACUUAUUUUUAAUGAUGUCAGAUUUUUUAAACAAUAAAUAAAGCCAAAAGGUU
Messenger RNA from Hypanus sabinus (Atlantic stingray), 5261 nucleotides. Its product is annotated as probable E3 ubiquitin-protein ligase HERC3. Gene Ontology annotation, cellular component: cytosol. The coding region runs from base 267 to 3524 and encodes 1085 amino acids. The transcript has 26 exons. Lineage: Eukaryota; Metazoa; Chordata; Chondrichthyes; Myliobatiformes; Dasyatidae. Gene Ontology annotation, molecular function: ubiquitin protein ligase activity. The record is from RefSeq and is a predicted model, not a curated record. Gene Ontology annotation, biological process: protein ubiquitination; ubiquitin-dependent protein catabolic process.